This is a messenger RNA of Sclerotinia sclerotiorum 1980 UF-70, 1233 nucleotides long. RefSeq lists its product with no specific name. The record is from RefSeq and is a predicted model, not a curated record. Lineage: Eukaryota; Fungi; Ascomycota; Leotiomycetes; Helotiales; Sclerotiniaceae. The transcript is spliced from 4 exons. Bases 1 to 1233 code for a protein of 410 amino acids.
AUGCCUCGACGUAAAAAUAUCCCCAGACCCGAAACUCCACCUCCUAACCACAAACCACCCAAAGGAAUCCAUCACUCCUGGGUUCCGGGAAUCACAGCCCAAAUCAUCUCCCAGAGCGGCGAAGCCUUUCCCAACCAUGACGUUCGAGAAAACGAGCCUAUCAUCGCAGGUGAUGAGAAUGCUGAAUACUAUAGACUUCAUACUAUCACAAAGUACAUUGCAGUGACUAAUAAUGCAUCAUUCUCCAUUCAUCUCAAGGUCGAUAGACCCUAUCCGAGAAAAAUGGAUUGCUCUCGUUUACAAUUUGAGAUUUUGGUGGAUGGAGAAUUCGUUUGGAAUGAGUGGUGUUCGAGACCUGAUUAUCAGAGACAUGGGAAGGGGGUUUGGGAGGCUGUUGUUGAUGGGAUGAAAGUGGGAAAGGGACGGAGUUGUGAGGUUAGUGGUUUUAGAUUUAGUGCUAUUAAGACUAACGACGAUGAGAGGCCAAACUCCACCGUUUUACAACGUAUCAAGGCUUCUAUGAGUAAGAUUGGCAAGAUUGAGAUUAGGGUCUAUAAAACGAAGUACGGGAAAGUAGGCGGAGAUGUCAUGAAUAACAAGAAAGCCUUUCGGAACAAGCACAACAUAAAUGUUCCUGAAAGAGCAUUAAAGGGAGCUGAGGCAAAGAGUCAUGGUACUGCGUUGGGCGAGGCCCGAAAGACGAGCCGAGGAACUGUUCUCUCAAACGUCCAAAAACAUGAUGAACGACCAAUGGUCAUUUUUGUCUUUCUAUAUCGUUCCGAAGAGGCACUGAAAGCUAUGCGCAUCAUUGAACGUACGCCUAGUCCAUCUCGCUCCGGCUCACCGGAAAUCAUUGAUCAUGGCAGCAAUGGCUCGACAGCUACUCACGCAAGCUUGGCAAGACAGAUGGCUGAGAUAGAACAGAUGCGAAGGGAACUUGCGGAGAAGAUGGCGAGUUUACAGAGAUCAUCCACAAAUUCAGUAGGUGGUGGUGGUCAAUCGAGAAGUCGAAAAAGAAUCAAGAGAGAAGAUGAUGAUGAGACUGGAGGCAGUCGAGGAUUGGCCAAGCGACGUAGAGCUGAGAAAGGUAAAGGAAAGAUCACAGUGGACUUGACAAGCGAUAGCGAGGAUGAACGGGCGAAGUCUCCAAGGGUGUCCAGUGAUGACGAGGGACCAAGGUCCAAUGAAUUGAUGGAGGAUGAGGAUGAUGAUUUAUUUGUUCGGGAUAAUUGA